UGCAGUGCAGUCUCGCCGAGGGACUUUGGAUAGACUCAGAGGAGUUCAACGCUUCACAAUAGGCCUGUUGUUUUGGUUUUAUUUUGGGGAGUUUAUGUUUUAUUUUCAAACUUGUAUUUCAACUUACAUUUACACUUUAGUCAUUUAGCAGACGCUCUUAUCCAGAGCGACUCAUAGUUAGUGAGGGCAUACAUUUUUCAACUUACUAGGCCUUUCUUACAAGUCUCCACUUUUUCUGGAGGUUUUUAUUAGGGGGUGAAGGAGGGCCGUGCAGGAUGAAUGGAACAACUUCUGAGAAGGCAGCAUCGAGCCUGUCGUCUGAUCUCCACGCCACACUGAGCUGUCACCCGGGCGCCAAGGAUUUGCCGACGCUGCCAAAAUCCUCUGCCAUGGGGUUCUACAGCGGCCAGACGACGCACAGCCACCACGACAACUACCCCAGCCACGGCCAGUCCUACUCGCAACCAAUGAAGCCAUACUCGUAUCAUCACCACUACAAUAUCCAUGGGAUGGCGCUCUCGGGGGCCUACAUUGCCAACUCGGAAUACCCUUAUCCCCACACGCAAUACGCUCAUUAUACCCGGGACAUACAGUCACAUCUCCAAGAUAUCGAGGAACCAGAGCCUGAGGUGAGAAUGGUCAAUGGAAAGCCUAGAAAAAUCAGAAAACCUCGCACUAUAUAUUCUAGUUACCAGCUCGCUGCGUUGCAACAUCGCUUCCAGGGAGCUCAGUAUUUGUCUCUUCCUGAGAGAGCCGAACUAGCGGCUCAACUUGGCGUGACACAAACACAGGUCAAGAUCUGGUUCCAGAAUCGGCGUUCCAAAUUCAAGAAGUUGUACACGAACGGGGAAGUUCCACUGGACCACAGCCCUGGAGCCAGUGACUCUAUGUCCUGCAAUUCACCCCCAUCCCCUGAUAUUUGGGACAGUAGUGUACCCACAGACCCAGCCACUAGAGAGCAGGCUCUCCAGCCCUCCCUCAGCUCCUCUCUAUGUUAUGUGGAGGACUACACUCAACACUGGUAUCAACAGACCUCACAGACACGCUCACAGCACUCAGGACUGGUUCUUCAGCACACAACACCACCAAAGAAUAUGGGGGCGGUGUACUAACACAAAAUGUAUCGGUACAAACUGUGGUCCAGCAACAUGGCCGCUCAUUGGAAAAAAAGCCUAGAGGGCUAUGUUGGGAUUUGUGUGCCAAUACAGAGGGCUGAAGUUCACGGACAAGUUGGGAAACAUGCACAAGGACUUGUUGUCUCAGUUGUUCCUUUUGGAUUCAAAACAGAGGAACUGUAUACAAAAAGAAUGGACAAAUCCAAAUCCAUGUUCUGUUUAGAUAGAGUGAUGAGUUGCUAAUGUUAUCAGUGGCUCAUUUCACUCUGUUGGAGAGAUUUGAUAUGAGAAUGGAUGGAAUAGCAACCUAUUUGGUGGCACUUUCCUUUACAGUGGUCCACUGUGGGACCUUUAACUGAACAAUGAAAAAGGUCCUUUCAGAUUCUUUGAUCCAUAGCUAUAAAUAUAUACUGUCAGUGCAUUCAACACCCUUUGUUUCUUCACAAUAUGAAACACACACAGAUACAUGGAAGUACUGUGUACCAUUUUCAUACAUUUAUAUACAUUAUACUUGCCAUAUGUUGCAUUUAUAUAGAUGUAAUUAAGGCUCAAUUCACAUAUUGAGCCAUACACAUUUUUAUUUCACAAUGCAUCAAAACAAAACAUCUCUUGGAAGUUGUAGAGAACUACAGUGGCUUGCGAAAGUAUUCAUAGCAAAGGGCAAAUAGCAAAUACAUA
Messenger RNA from Coregonus clupeaformis (lake whitefish), 1793 nucleotides. RefSeq names its product homeobox protein Dlx3b-like. The record is from RefSeq and is a predicted model, not a curated record. NCBI's taxonomy places the organism in Eukaryota, Metazoa, Chordata, Actinopteri, Salmoniformes, Salmonidae. Gene Ontology annotation, molecular function: RNA polymerase II cis-regulatory region sequence-specific DNA binding; DNA-binding transcription factor activity, RNA polymerase II-specific. Gene Ontology annotation, biological process: regulation of transcription by RNA polymerase II; epithelial cell differentiation; embryo development. Bases 276 to 1112 code for a protein of 278 amino acids. The transcript is spliced from 3 exons.